Messenger RNA from Zootoca vivipara (common lizard), 7059 nucleotides. RefSeq names its product potassium voltage-gated channel subfamily Q member 1 (gene KCNQ1). Gene Ontology annotation, cellular component: voltage-gated potassium channel complex; membrane. Gene Ontology annotation, biological process: potassium ion transmembrane transport. NCBI's taxonomy places the organism in Eukaryota, Metazoa, Chordata, Lepidosauria, Squamata, Lacertidae. Gene Ontology annotation, molecular function: voltage-gated potassium channel activity. The record is from RefSeq and is a predicted model, not a curated record.
AGCCUCCGCCGCCGCCUUCCCGGGCAGCUCCCGCCGCGCUGCCCCCGGGGCUCCUUGGGUGGCUGCUGGCAGCGGCGAGGCGGAGAGAGCAGGGGCCUUCCCCGAGGAGCCCUCCCCCGGAGUGGGCGGGGCCAAGGCGAGCUCUCGGGGACUUGAGCGAAGGCAGCGGGGGAAGAAGAGAGAGCAAGAGACGCGUCGCGCUCGCUGCCUCGCGCUGCAUCCCGCACCCGCCCCCCCCCCGUCCUCCGCGCGCGCCCGCCUCCUUCCUUGCCGCGGGACGACGAUGUCUUCUUCUUCCUCGCCCAAGGCAGAGAGGAAGCCGUGGAGCUUGGGGCGCUUGUCCGUCACGUCCAGGAAAGGCAGCAUGAAACCCUCGGCUCUGGAGCUGGCCGAGAACGCCGCCAACGCGCACUACGCGCCUUUCUCGCUCUCCGCACCCGCGGGGGGGACGCCCGGCGGCGGCACCGGCUGCGCGCCUCAGCAGCGCUCGCGGUACGUCGAGGGGUCCGAACCCACGGUGGCCAUGAGCGGCGGCGGCGGCGACUACCCUCGCCCUCCGGUCAGCUUCGACCCGCGCGUCUCCAUCUACAGCGUCCGCAGACCUCUGCUGAGCCGCAGCCACAUCCAAGGCAGGGUCUACAACUUCCUGGAGAGACCCACCGGCUGGAAGUGCUUCGUCUAUCACUUCACUGUUUUCCUCAUAGUGCUGGUCUGCCUUAUAUUCAGUGUGCUUUCCACGAUUGAUCAGUAUGCAGCUCUUGCCACAGGAACAUUAUUUUGGAUGGAAAUUGUAUUAGUGGUAUUUUUUGGAACCGAGUAUGUAGUUCGAUUGUGGUCUUCAGGGUGCCGCAGUAAAUACGUUGGCUUCUGGGGAAGACUUCGUUUUGCUAGGAAACCCAUUUCUAUCAUUGAUCUAAUUGUAGUUGUUGCUUCAAUGAUCGUGCUUUGUGUGGGUUCUAAAGGCCAGGUUUUUGCAACCUCUGCUAUCAGAGGCAUCCGAUUUCUGCAGAUCCUGCGAAUGCUUCAUGUGGAUCGUCAGGGUGGCACAUGGAGAUUGCUGGGGUCAGUCGUUUUCAUACACAGACAGGAAUUGAUAACCACUCUGUACAUUGGAUUUCUAGGCCUGAUUUUUUCUUCUUAUUUUGUGUACUUGGCUGAAAAAGAUGCUGUGAAUGAUUCAGGCGAACAUGAAUUUAGCAGCUAUGCAGAUGCCCUUUGGUGGGGAGUAGUGACUGUAACAACCAUUGGUUAUGGAGACAAAGUGCCUCAGACAUGGAUAGGGAAAACCAUUGCGUCUUGCUUUUCUGUGUUUGCAAUUUCAUUUUUUGCCUUGCCUGCGGGUAUUCUUGGUUCUGGAUUUGCCUUGAAGGUACAGCAGAAACAACGACAGAAGCACUUCAAUCGGCAAAUUCCAGCAGCUGCUUCUCUCAUUCAGACUGCCUGGAGGUGCUAUGCAUCAGAAAACCCAGACUCUUCUACAUGGAAAAUAUAUAUUAAAAAACCGUCCAGAAAUUAUCACUUGAUGUCUCCUAGUCCCAAGCCAAAGAAAAUUGCAAUGGUGUCGGUAAAAAAGAAGAAAGUUAAGACAGAAAAAGAUAAUGGACCUUCUUCUCCUGACAAAAUGUUAGCAGUUCCACAAAUCACAUUUGACCAUGUGAUGGAAGAUCGGAAAUCUGAAAACUACUUGGACUCAAAUGAAAAUUCUGUCCGACAGCAUUCCUGGUCAUCCUUUUCUACAGAGCAGCCAUCUCCCAGCUCUCCCCCUUCUCCAGUGAAAAGAAACUCUCCAUUUUUAGAUACAAACACAGGACCAUUCAUUAGGACUAACAGCUUUGCUGAUGAACUCGACCUGGAAGGUGAAACUUUGCUGACCCCAAUAACUCACAUCUCACACUUGCGAGAACAUCACCGUUCUGCCAUUAAGGUGAUACGUCGGAUGCAAUAUUUUGUGGCAAAGAAGAAAUUUCAGCAAGCUAGAAAGCCAUAUGAUGUACGUGACGUUAUAGAACAAUACUCUCAGGGACAUCUCAACUUAAUGGUGCGAAUAAAAGAGCUUCAGAGAAGGUUGGACCAAUCUAUAGGGAAGCCAUCACUGUUUAUUUCUGUCUCAGAAAAAAACAAAGACCGAGGGACUAAUACAAUUGGUUCCCGGCUGAACAGAGUUGAAGACAAGGUAGUUCAAAUGGAUCAGAAGCUGAAUCUCAUCACAGACCUGCUGCAGCACCUGGUUUCCAUCCAGCAAGGAACCCAGGGCAGCAACAAAUCAUCUCACAGGCAUGAUGUUAACGCCGAGCUCUUCCUCUCCAGCAACACCCUACCUACCUAUGAACAACUGACAGUUCCAAGGAGCACCCAGGAUGACGUCUCCUGAUGUAACAAGCAGCCCUUUUAAUUGACACUGAAUGUUGUGAAUCUUGAUGGGGGAUGGGGGGAAAUUAAAGCUCAUAUAAUCAGCCAUAGAAGAAUUAAACAGGUCUAUUGAACUAACGUUACUAACCUCAGAUGCAUUCUUCCAAAGGCAAUUAUACGGACAACCACAAAACCUUAAAACUCCACACUGUGUUGAUUAUCAACAUGGUACUUUCAUAAGUUCUGUUUUUAUUCCCUGUGUGAAUAAAUUCUCCUACUGUAAUUUGUCGCUACACUGAAAGACCAAAAAAAGCUAACACAGGCAAAAUGUCAACUGCUUUAUGUGCUUUCUUUAUUAAGCACUGUUGCUGCUGUAAGCCAGUUUCUGAAGUCGUGCACAAACACCCUUGAAAUUGUUUGAAAACUCCACAGCAGCUAUGCUUGGUGGAUGGCACCCUAUGGCUCUUCAAUAAUGAUGAUACUUGAACAUAGAUGGGUCAUCUGUGUAUUCUGUUUAUGACUCUGCUGAUAGCAAUAUCGUUUUACUAGUUAGAUUUUAAAGGAAAGGAAAGUAUGUGGGUUGUAUCAUAUAAACAUACUGUACUACUGUUGUUCUAAAUAAUGACAAAUGCAUGCAUUGAGUGAUUUCCCGCCCAUUUUUAUUUUUAGCCUGUUACAUAAGAUAAUGACUAUAAUUUUUUAAACAAAAAAAUACACCUUUUUCUUCAGGGAAGAACUAGGGCUUUAAGCCUAGUACAGUAAUGUAUGUAAAGAAAAGCAAUGUCUAUUUUAUUAAGAUACAGUGAUUUCAUGGGGAUGCAGAAAUAUUGCAUAGGAAAAUUAUUGUUGUUGAAUCAUACUUUGCUGCCAAAGAAUUUAUAUGUAGUAUUUAUCAUAACCAUCUGAGUGUGUUUGUCCUCAAUGAGCUUUCUGAAUUUAUUGCUUUUUAUAUUGAUGUGGGUCUAGUCUGUUUCUCAAUGUACUGUAACUAAGCACAGGUCUAGAGUAACUGGAUCUUGUCGAUAAAGGGCUUGAAAUGGCAAGUUGGGGGAAAUACUUGAAGCAGCUUUGGGCGUUAUGGAAAUGCACUACCAGCCAAGUUUGCAAUCACUUUUAUGUUAGCUGGUACACUCCUCCCUAAUGCCCAAAAAGGAGGAGUGUGCAUGUCCUGCUAAUGCUAAGAUGCACAUACUCUUCGGCCUGUUUGGCUGUAACAAAGAGGCACUGCUAGCUAGAUGUGGAAGUGCCUGGCAGUGCACCUCUAUAAUGCCCAAAACUUCUGUAUGCACCAGAGAACUGGGAGGAGCAGAAGCCACUCAUCCUUCUGCAAGCCCUUCUUAUUCAGGAAAAGAAUAUAUGAUCUGCAUAUGCAACAGAUCAGCAUCAGUAUCACAGAUACGAUGUCCUUGCUGUCUCGCCUCAUUGCAGACAUAGCACUUUUCAGUGGAGUUAGUUCACAUGUGUGGUGAGUCAUCCGGUGCUGAGCAAUCAAAAAAUGUAGGUGCAAAACUCAACCAGCCCCCAAAGGAAACUAGAGAAAGAAAGUGGGUUUGAUGCAAUUUGAAGACUGACUGCCCCCUCCCCCAAGUAUGUGAAAUGACAGUGAAUUCUACACAUUCACUGUAGAAAAUUUCUACAGCUACUUCUGCUUUAAUGAGCACAAUUGUAGGUUUGCACAUUCUGCAGCAAGGAAUAAAAAAUUCCCUGGCAUAGAAUUUCAAUUCUAUUUCUGUGGCCCUGAGUAAGGUACUUAAAUAUAUGGUACAAUAUCAGGAUGAUCAAGCCAAGCAAGCUGCAGCUAAGACCACAAGGAUUCUGGGAUAUUCCUGAUAAUCUAGAUAUAAUAUGGAAGGCAAGCCCUGCUACUCAUUCCACAUAGUUGUGGUAUUUUUAGGGGAACGACUGAGUAUGAAAGAGCUCUCCUCCAACCUUGGGUGCGAUUCUGCUAUGUUUUUCUGAGCGUAGCAUGCAUGCCCACAGCUCAAUAAAAAGAUUGUGUACAAUCAGCCAGAAAAUCAUGCAAGGGAAAGUUAUUUGUCCUGGUCCACUGACAGUUUCUAAGUCUUCUGUUGAUGACCUCCUGGGCCACUAUCAGAUUAAGUGAAUGACCAACACUUAGAUGCCCUCUUUUGUAUGGAGACCUGAGGAUGCUAAGGUUCUUGCUUUGGCACCCAGGUGACAGGCAUAUCAACUAAAGUGAGGGACAGACUGCACACAUGCCAAGCAGCUCAAAAUCAAGCCGCGCGAAAGCUGUGGCAUAACACCUGUCCUCACCAAACAGCAUUCUUUCCAUGGGUGCGGUAAUGAAAUGAAUGAACACUUUGUUCUCUGAGAGCUGCCUUGCACAUCAUAUUUUAGCAGAUACACAUUGGAGCUGUAGUUUGUGUCCACCAAAAACAGUGCUUGGAUGACUCCAGUAUCUGUAGGGCAAUCUGUGGCCCUCCAGAUGUUGCUUGAUUAGAACGGCUACCAUCUCUGACCAUUGGCAUGCUGGCUGGCACAGAUGAGUCCAACAUCAUCUGGAGGGCCACAUGUAACCUACCUCUUUAUGCUAAGAGUUACUGCUGCUUCAAAUUUCACAGGUUUCCUUAUAUAUGCAGCAGCACUGUAGUCUAUCAAGGAAAUUCUAUAUCAGGCAUAGGGCAAACUUGGCCCUCCAGAUGUUUUGGGACUACAACUCCCAACAUCCCUAGCUAACAGGACCAGUGGUCAGGGAUGAUGGGAGUUGUAGUCCCAAAACAUCUGGCGGGCUGAGUCUGCCUGUUCUAUACCCAGCUAUCCUGCACAGCAUCUAAGUGAAUACCUUGCACAUGUUAUAGCAGCAAAACUCCAGUAUAACAUACCGAUACCUUCUGAGUCCUGAGAAUGUUGUUGUUGAAAGUAUAUGAUAUCAUAAAAGCCUGAACAGAAUCCCAUUGCCCACUUUCCAUUAAUUUUAAUGUGUGCUUAUACGUGAAAAACUAUCUGUGAAUUCACUUUGAUGCUUCUGAAGCGACAUUCUCCUUCUUUCUACACCUGCAGCAAUUCUAUAAGGAAUUCAAUUCUACAGUUUUGUAUCUUCUAUCUAUGCCUACAAUAUUUCUUUUGGCAAUCUCAACUGACUAUUUUUGACAAGAAUGCACUGCUAAAAUCCUAACUGGAAAACUUUUGUUGGUAGUCUAGGAUUCAUAAGGGAUUUCUCUGGCAGGCAUACCUUUUCGCACACGAUAAUUUUCUUAUCUUCUUUCUUCUGUGGUGAUUUGUAGGAAGCAAGUAAAUGUAACACCUUCACCAGUUCUGUUUCAAAAGCAGUGAACGUAUCCUAAAAUCAGGGAAAUUGGUGCUUAAAAUCAUGGUAGUUGCUGUUGUUUAAAAAAAAGAAAACAUUUUUCAGCAUAUUGGUGCGGUGGUGGUGGUUAUGAUUUGAUGGGUGCUUUUAUAUAUGACUUCUUGCUUUGGUUCUAUUUUCCAUCUUUUAGUUAGGUUGAUUUCAUUUUGAAAGACAAACCAACCAAGAUUCAUUUCCCAUCCCACCCCACAUUUCUUUCAGAUAUUUGUAAAAGAACAAAAUUGUAAAAUAAAGUUUCUCCAAGUAAGUAGCUGAAUUAGAUCUUUACCUCUUCAGUGUCAUAUAUUUUAAUAGAAUUGGAUGCUGGAAAUUCUGGGGCAAGGACAGGACAUGAUAGCUGCAUAAUACUGUUACACAGGGCUGGCUCUACCAUUGGCAGAGUAGGAUUGCCUUAGGCGGCAGAUGCUAGGAGGCAGUGGCUUCAGCCCUUGGUUGUUCCUCCUGAGCCCUCUGACUGGAUCCUUCUAUUGGAGGACAGAGGUGUGCAUGCUACACAGCCUACCCUGCACGCCUAAAAUAUCCUCCUUCCUUCAAGUGCGUCUGGUUGGCCACUGUAUACACAUAGCUUGGGUAUGUACACAAUACAUAAGUUUGGUAACACUAUGCACAUAGUCAGAAUGGCCACUGUGAGAAUAGAAUGGUAGACUAGCUGGGCAAUUGGCUACGAUCCCGAUAGCUUUUCUUAUGCACUUAGUUCUUAUGUUCUUUCCCCAGUUUUGAAGUAAGAUUCAAGUGCCUGUCCAUUUGAGUUUUGCACAUAAAAUGGGGUGGGGUGCAACUUUCCUUGGCCUCGGGGCAGGGGGGGGGAUGUCGAUGGUCGGUCCUGCUGUUCUAUUUGGCUAUGCUCGAGCAUGAUGGCUAUGCGCUGCCUUCAUAGUCAGAGGCAGCAGUUCUUCUGAGAACGAGGUGCUGGAAACUGCUGAAGAGGAGAGUGCUUAUGUGCUCAGGUUCCGCUUGUAGGUUUUCUGGUGAUAACAGGAUUCUGUACUAGAUGUGCUACUGGUGUGAUCCAGCAGGCUCUUCUUGCAUUCUUAGGUUCCUAUUUAUUGGUGGUGAGGAAUCAAAACUUUUUCUUGUACAUAGCAGUGAAUUCACACACAAAAAAGCAAGGAAAAUACAAAUCUCCAAGCUCCACAUUCAUGAAUUAACAUGGGGCACAGUCCAUCCAGAAGUCCUACGAUGUGCAUGUCCCAUUGAAAUUAAUGAGAGCAAUGCAAUAGAAGGGCAUAACAUGGAACCCCACUAGCAAGUCAGCAGGCCAUCUGAUUCAGCUUCUUUUAGGUCUAUCAGUGGCUUUAAUAGCUUUGUUUUCCAUAAUUUUAUCUAUUCCACAUGCACACCAGUAACUAUUGCCACUGCUUGUGGCUCAAAAAAAAAACAAA